AGAAUCUGGUAACACUGUUUAACUUCUGUCAAAGGUGGUCAAAAUAAAAAUGGUAUCUUGGAGUGCUUUAGGUCGAUCCUGCGGGAUCAAUCUUUGGAAAAAUCAUCUUAAAAAUCAAUUUAUUGCACAAAAUGUGGCUUUUUCUACCACCAAAACCAUUAGAGCUGAUCACGGCAGGACAUUUGCCAUGCAACCCUCCAGAUUUCAAUAUCAGAAGUUCAAGGAUAUGUUACACUUCUAUACUUUGGUAGGACUGAUUCCUGUGGGCUUGAUAAUCUUUUAUUGCAACGUGUUCAUCGGUCCUGCCACUUUGGAAAAGAUCCCGGACGGCUACAACCCCAAACACUGGGAGUACCAUCGUCACCCAAUCACUAGAUUCAUCGCACAAUACGUCCACAACAGCCCUCAGCAGGAAUAUGAAAAAUUUUUGCAUUUCCUUGAUGAAGAGUCACAGAAAGCUAAAUUGCGUGCCCUAGAAAAGGAAAUUAUACAGAAGAUGGGCGAGCGACAUGACUAUCAGGCUUACUACUAUAGGCCAAUGGUUAAUAAGUACAUGCGUAUUGAAAAGAAGACUGGAGAAGAAAUUAUGCAGCGUGUUGGUGAUGACUACAGCGAGUAACCGCCACUAAUGGGUCUAGUAUAAUAGAAAUCAAGUGAAUUGUUAUAUUUCAAUGUAGAUAAUAAAUAUUUUGAGUUUC
Molecule: messenger RNA, 698 nt
Organism: Plodia interpunctella (Indianmeal moth)
Lineage: Eukaryota; Metazoa; Arthropoda; Insecta; Lepidoptera; Pyralidae
Gene: ND-SGDH
Product: NADH dehydrogenase (ubiquinone) SGDH subunit
Exons: 3
Coding region: 50-619 (189 amino acids)
Source: RefSeq, a predicted model, not a curated record